AUGAUACAAGCAGGUUAUUUCCAGCACCUCAAACUCGACGAGGCAGAGAUGCCUUCGUGCGACCGGACUCCUCCACGGACGCCAAAAACGCCUUGUUCUCCUCUUGAGCUACAUAAUAACACCUUUUGCUUUAGAAAAGGACCGGACACCCCAGUGAUUUACCAACCGGAGGGGCAUCCACGUCAGGCAGUCAUUGAUGGUGAUAUCUGGCCGCCAAUUUUUAAGCCUCAACACGUGCGUAGACUAACUACGGUAAGAAAGCAUGCAAUUUAUUGCGGUUUCGAUGUUGUCAAAUUUGCUGACAUGUUGUCAGUUGAACUGACUGAUCUCACCGAUUUGUCCCGUUACGAUAUAAAUCCUCCAGACGACGAAAGCCUGUUCAGAUCGGCAAAGAACAUGCUCGUAGAGGACGACGAUGUAUUUAUAGCCACCUAUCCUAAAUGUGGGACCACUUGGUUACAACACAUUUGUCAUCAGCUGAUCCGUGGUGAAAACUACCAAGCUACGGAAGGAAAUGAGAUGUGUGUUCAAAGCCCUAUGAUAGAGCGAAUGGGAGCAAAGUUCUUGUCAAACAUUGAACGACCACGCAUUCUCAAAACACACUUUUCUGCUUACAAUAUCCCCAAAAAUAACCAUGCUAAAUAUAUCUUCUGUGUAAGAAAUCCGAAGGACUGCUGCACAAGUUAUUUCCAUCACAAUCGCAACUUCAAAAUCUACAAUUUUGCGAAUGGCGAUUGGGAAACGUUUGUGGAUUUGUUCCUCUCUGGUCAGCUCGCUUUCGGCGACUACUUCGAUCACCUGCUGGGUUGGCUGCCGUUUAUUGAUCAACCUAAUGUGCUCUUCUUGAUGUAUGAGGAUAUGCUAAAGGAUCUCGAGGGAACAAUCUAUAAGAUAGGUAUGUUCCUCGGCGGCGAUGCAGAGAAGCUCGUGCAGAACUCAGAGCGCCUAGAAACCGUUGUACAAAACAGUGGCAUAGAAGCCAUGAAAAAGGAUCAAAAACGCUGGUUUCCCGAAGCAAUAUUGUGA
Molecule: messenger RNA, 1026 nt
Organism: Strongylus vulgaris
Lineage: Eukaryota; Metazoa; Nematoda; Chromadorea; Rhabditida; Strongylidae
Source: the annotation of a GenBank genome assembly